This is a messenger RNA of Culex pipiens pallens (northern house mosquito), 2468 nucleotides long. RefSeq names its product chorion peroxidase-like. The transcript has 9 exons. The record is from RefSeq and is a predicted model, not a curated record. Gene Ontology annotation, molecular function: peroxidase activity; heme binding. NCBI's taxonomy places the organism in Eukaryota, Metazoa, Arthropoda, Insecta, Diptera, Culicidae. Bases 1 to 2349 code for a protein of 782 amino acids. Gene Ontology annotation, biological process: response to oxidative stress.
AUGGGUUCCAAGCCCGAAACAUUUCUUUUGAAGUGCCACUUGGCCAGAAGAACACCCUUUUUAACGCCAUUAUCGAACGUGUGCGAAGUGUGCGAAUACCAGCAGUUGGUGUUCGUUGGGUGGUGUGCCAUAGUAAAAAUGAAAUUACCCCAUGUGGCUGGUGCCGGCAAAAAAAUGAUCAAUGAUGUGGCUCUACUGCUGACGGUGGUAUUCGGUAUAACGGUUCCAGUGGCAGCUGUCGGAACGAACCAGCCCCAAAUUGACCGAGUUUUUGAAGCAGGUUCCACGUCGUGCCCCACCGACAGCACAUGUGUACCACCGUUCCAGUGUACCACCACCCCCAUGAUGAUGGAACGAUCGGAUAUAGUGGACGAAUCGAUGACGCCACCAGCGACCGGCCGACGACGGUGCCGUAUUAACGCCAACUUUGACGGCAUCUGUUGCCCCCAGAUGAGAAAUGGCGAAGACAAUGACAGCGAGGAAAAUUCACGAUUUUCCCCUGCUCAAAGCAGCGAAAUCAAUCACGGUCGUAAAAGUGGCCAAAGAAAUGUUCCAGACUUGUUACUUGGUGCUUGUGGUUACUUGGGUAACACAUCGGAAAACCCACACAUCCGCACCAAACGCUGCCUGGUUGGAGGUGAAUGUCUGCACAAGCACUUGCGCUAUCGUAGAUUCGACGGGAAAUGUAACAACGUGCUUCACGGGCGAACCCUGUGGGGCUCAGCAGGAUAUCCAAUGGAACGCAUCCUGCCACCGGCUUACGGCAAUGGGGUGUGGUCCGCGCGGGUUCUUUCCGUCACCGGGAACUUCCUUCCAAGUGCGAGAAGUGUUUCGGCAAGUUUGUUCGGAGAUCUCCACGUUCCCCACUCAAAGCACAACGUUUUGAUGAUGCAGUUUGGACAGUUUUUGGUGCAUGAUAUUACCAAGAACAAGGGACAUUCGGAUACGGCUCAAUGUUGUCUGGAGGACGGCAGCCAUCGCGUUGCGAAUCCUCAUCCGGCAUGCCUUCCGAUUCCGGUUUCGAAGGUUGAUCCGUUUUAUUCGCAAUUUGGCGUGCGAUGUCUGGAGUUUGUGCGGACUGCGAUUGCUUCGAGGCAGAAGUGUAACGUCGGACAUGGCAGGCAGAUCUCGGCAGUGACACACUUUAUUGACGGUUCCGGGAUUUACGGCAGUUCCGCUGAAGAUUCGACUCUGCUGAGGGCACUCGAGGGUGGUCGAUUGAAGUCGUUGAAGCACGUGAGGUUAAACAACGAACUGCCUCCGCUGGAUGAGACUGAAGGAGCUUGCGAUAAGAAAGCUGAGAUGUGCUUUAAAGUUGGAGAUGACCGUGUUAAUCAGCUAAUUACACUGGUAGCCGUUCAUACACUAUUUUUGAGGGAGCACAACCGAAUUGCUAAGACUUUGGAUAAGCUGAAUCCACAUUGGAGUGACGAGACAAUCUUCCAAGAAACUCGCCGUAUCGUGAUCGCAGAAAUUCAGCACAUCGUGUUCAAUGAGUAUCUGCCGAACGUUGUUGGUCCAAAUUACAUGCAGAAGUAUGAGCUCCACCCAUCGAAAGGAUACAGCAACUUCUACAAUCCCAAAGUAAAUCCCUCAAUUCUAAGUGAAUUCUCCGCUGCCGCCUUCCGCUUCGGACACUCCACCAUUCCGGACCACCUCGAACUCCCAGAUGGGUUGGAAAAGACUCACAAAACUUUCUUCGACCCGACCCGACUGCGGGAGCCUCACUUUUUCGACGGACUUUUCCGUGGAAUUUUGCACCAGCCCCAACAACUUGUUGACGAUAUGUUUAGCCACAGUAUUACGUGGUUCCUGAACCCCAAGGAGGGCUUCCCGUUUGGGAAGGAUUUAGUUUCACUCAACAUUCAGCGGGGCCGGGAUCAUGCACUGCCAUCGUAUAAUCAUUAUCUGCACCUUAAUGAGCGACAUGUAAAGAAGGAGUUUAGUCAUUUUGGAGCAGUGGUAUCGCCCAAAUUGGCCGACCUGUACGAUCAUCCGGACGAUGUUGACCUGUACGUGGGAGGCAUUCUGGAAACCCCCAUCCCCGGAGCGGUCGUGGGAGAAACGUUUGCCGAAAUCAUCAGUGACCAGUUUGCGCGGCUCAAGGGAGGCGAUCGGUACUUUUACAGCGAAGGGCCGCACACGAAUCCCGGCCAUUUUACGCUGCCACAACUUGAGGAAAUUCAAAAAAUCACACUCGCUGGAUUACUCUGUGCAAACGCCAACGAUCGCCACAGCUUCCAUGUCCAACCGCAGGCGUUUGAUUUACCACAUCACGCUGGUAACCAACCGCAAUCGUGCCACUCUAAUCAAAUACCGAAGCUUGAUUUGAACUGGUGGAAGGAUUAAUUGAAUAUUAAAUAUUCUUUUUUUCUUUCUGCAGCUAUUUAUUUAGCUAUUUGUUUUGUAAUGUCAGAAAACAUGUUUUGUUAAUUAUUUAUUUAUUUAAAUACAUUUGUGUAUAGAAA